Carica papaya (papaya) is the source of this 1368-nucleotide messenger RNA. Its product is annotated as Protein kinase superfamily protein. Gene Ontology annotation, biological process: protein phosphorylation. The record is from RefSeq and is a predicted model, not a curated record. Lineage: Eukaryota; Viridiplantae; Streptophyta; Magnoliopsida; Brassicales; Caricaceae. Gene Ontology annotation, molecular function: protein kinase activity; ATP binding.
AUGACGUUUGGAUCAUUUGUCUGGAACAAAAUUAAAACUUUAAUAAUGUCUGUCAAAAAGUUUUUAUGGAAAACUUUGAUUCCCGCCUGUGGGAGGGCCACAAAAACACCAUCUUCAUCUCAUCAAAAGCAAAUAUCUCCGCAAAGGCUAUCUUUAUCAGAUGUUAGCUUUCCUGGUUCUCCAAUUUUUCUCAGUGUUUUAUCAAACUCCUUUGGUCUCAACCUUCAUAUUUUCACUCUCAAGGACCUUCAAAUCAUUACCCAGAACUUCUCCAGGAGUAAUUAUAUUGGCGAAGGCGGGUUCGGAGAGGUCUACAAAGGGUUCAUUCAUGAUAAUUUCAAGCGUGGGUUGAAGGCUCAAUCUGUUGCUGUUAAGGCAUUGAAUUUGGAUGGUACACAAGGUCAUAGGGAAUGGCUGGCUGAAGUUAUCUUCCUCGGACAAUUAAAGCAUCCUCAUCUUGUGAACUUGAUUGGAUACUGCUGUGAAGAUGAACAUAGGCUUCUGGUUUAUGAGUACAUUGAACGAGGCAACCUGGAGAAUCAUUUGUUCAAAAGAUAUGGAGGAAGUCUGCCAUGGUUAACAAGAAUGAAGAUUGCACUUGGAGCAGCAAAGGGCUUGAAUUUUCUUCACCAAGAAGUAAAACCAGUUAUUUAUAGAGAUUUCAAGACCUCUAACAUCUUGUUAGACCUGGACUUCACUGCGAAGCUCUCCGAUUUCGGAUUAGCAACUGACGGUCCGGAGGGGGAAGACUCCCAUGUUACCACCUGUGUGAUGGGCACAGAAGGCUACGCAGCUCCUGAAUACAUCAUGACAGGUCACUUGACAACCAUGAGCGAUGUCUUCAGCUUCGGAGUAGUACUAUUGGAGCUGCUAACGGGUCGGAGAUCAGUGGACAAGAGACGUCCUUGCAGAGAAAGGAACCUAGUUGAGUGGGCAAGACCCCAAUUAAAGGAUCCUUAUAAGCUUGACACCCUAAUGGAUCCUACACUUGAAGGGCAAUACUCAAAUGAAGGGGCUAAAAAAGCAGCUGCAUUGGCAUAUCACUGUCUCAGCCACAACCCUAAAUCCAGACCAACCAUGAGCACCGUGGUCAGCACCUUAGGGUCUGUCAUGGAGUUUAAGGACAUCCCUGUGGGACCCUUUGUGUAUAUUGUCCCAACCGAAGGACAAACCACCCAAAACCAGUCUUCUGACGUGAAAAACAAAAACCCACAUCGACAAGACAAUGACCAGAACAAAGAUAAGGUCGGGCGAGGCCGUGGCCGCCGACGGAGACGACGGGUUAAGUCAUUAAGGUCUCGUGCUGUUCAUUCAGAUACCACUUUGUAUGAAAAGCUAGGAUCAAGCUUGUACUCUCCUUUGAACUAA